Messenger RNA from Lasiosphaeria miniovina, 375 nucleotides. RefSeq lists its product as uncharacterized. Gene Ontology annotation, cellular component: mitochondrion. Lineage: Eukaryota; Fungi; Ascomycota; Sordariomycetes; Sordariales; Lasiosphaeriaceae. The annotation marks the transcript as partial. The transcript is spliced from 2 exons. Gene Ontology annotation, biological process: mitochondrial respiratory chain complex II assembly. The record is from RefSeq and is a predicted model, not a curated record.
GCAAGCAGCUUCCUGCAGGAUCAGCCAGCGCCGCCGCGGCUGCCUGCCGAGCAGCAGGCCGAGUUUGAGCGGCUGCAGCGGGCGGCCGAAGCGGCGCUGAACUCGCACACGAUCACAACAGCAGCGCUCCCGCUCGCGACGUCGCGCCACGUCUCGUCACCCUCCGCAGCAGCGCCGACGCAACCCCACGACGGGGCGACGGCGCCACCAGCAGAGGAGACCACAUUCAGCUCGGGCAUGCGGCAGGGCGCGCCGCCCGAGUUCUACGGCCCCAAAAACCCCAAGACGGGCGAGGUCGGAGGGCCCAAGAAUGAGCCGCUGCGGUGGGGCAGCGCCGGCGACUGGAGCUACAACGGCCGCGUCACGGACUUUUAA